AUGACUUCUCCCAUUCCCGACUAUCCGCGCACGGAGAAGCACGCUGUCGUUAUCUUCGGGUGAUCGCACACGGAGGUUGAAACGCCACGGUGGCAGCAAGCCGAGGAUGUUGGUCAUCUUGCCGCCUAGAACGGCUUCACUGUCAUCACAGGUGGCUACGGUGGUUCCAUGGAGGCCACCAGCAAAGACGCGUGCGCGGUGAAGGACGCGGCAGCAGAAGGCUCUGCUGCUGUGUCAGUCGAAGUUGUUGUCAUCGUCGUGUAGGGGCUGUUUCCUGGCCACCUCACGGAGGGGAACAAGUAUCUGACCAAGACGGUGGGCUCGACGCCCAUGCUGCACUGCAUUGAGCAGCUUACCACUCGUUCCCGCUACAUCAUCAUUUUGCCUAGAACGACAGGCACGAUGCAGGAGUUGGUGACCAUCUGGGUGCAGAAGCUCAUCCACUCCGGUGACCUCCCGAUGCCGGUGAUCGUCGCGUUUCGUGACUCGUUGGGAGGGGAACUGCCAGGGCAUCAUUGA
Molecule: messenger RNA, 519 nt
Organism: Leishmania braziliensis MHOM/BR/75/M2904
Lineage: Eukaryota; Euglenozoa; Kinetoplastea; Trypanosomatida; Trypanosomatidae
Source: the annotation of a RefSeq genome assembly